AUGCAACGAAACACAUACGGGCAAUCGCCGCCCCUCCACCACCCCGUCCCGCAGCACGUCUCUACCGUACCGCAGCUUCGAUCACCACCGCCGCCCCCCGGCUCCGCACAAUCACAACAGCAAGGCUAUGCCCCGACUGGCCAACAAGGGAAUCCCUACCAGCAGCAGGGCGGCACCAGUGGGAACGUCUUUGGCGCAUAUGGCCAGUUUAUGAAUGAUCCCACCGCGCAGGUGGCGGCGCAGUUUGGACAGACGGCGUUCAAGCAGGGGCAGGAGUACGUGGAGCAAAAUAUUGGACGUUAUGUCAAUGUUGCGGCCCUUAAACACUACUUCAACGUGUCCAAUUCGUACGUUAUCAACAAGCUCUUUCUUGUGCUGUUCCCCUGGCGGCACAAGGGUUGGUCGCGAAAGCAGGCCGUCGGCGCGAACGGGCAGGAGGGAUGGUAUCUGUCUCCUCGGGAUGAUAUCAACAGCCCGGACAUGUACAUCCCAGUGAUGGGCCUGGUUACCUAUGUCCUCCUCUCGACACUGAUUGCAGGUCUCAAGGGCGCGUUCAACCCGGAGCUUCUCGGUGUCACGGCAACCACGGGGCUGAGCGUGGUCAUUGUCGAGAUCAUCGCGUUGAAGCUUGGAUGCUACCUCCUCAGCAUUUCGAGCCAGUCGCAACUUUUCGACCUCAUCGCGUACUCGGGAUACAAGUUUGUCGGGAUCAUUGUCACCAUUACAGUGGCGGAAAUCCUUAAUGGGGGUAAAGGCACAGGCGGCUGGAUCGGCUGGGCGGUGUUCGCCUAUACCUUCUCAGCCAAUGCCUUGUUCUUGCUUCGUUCGCUGAAAUAUGUUCUCCUUCCUGAAACCAAUGGGCAGCCUAGUGGCCCGAUGCAGACCGAUUCGCGCGCCAAGCGCAACCAGCGCACGCAGUUUCUCUUCUUCUACUCGUACAUUGUCCAGCUGUUCUUCAUGUGGGUUCUCACCAGGGCGUGA
This is a messenger RNA of Emericellopsis atlantica, 981 nucleotides long. RefSeq names its product ER to Golgi transporter Yif1. The record is from RefSeq and is a predicted model, not a curated record. NCBI's taxonomy places the organism in Eukaryota, Fungi, Ascomycota, Sordariomycetes, Hypocreales, Bionectriaceae. Gene Ontology annotation, biological process: endoplasmic reticulum to Golgi vesicle-mediated transport. Gene Ontology annotation, cellular component: Golgi membrane; endoplasmic reticulum membrane; COPII-coated ER to Golgi transport vesicle. Bases 1 to 981 code for a protein of 326 amino acids. The transcript is spliced from 4 exons.